CUACAAUUAAUGGACAAAAGUCACACUGUCUGUUCCACUUUCUACUUUUAAUUACUUGUCAUUUUUAAAUAUUAAAUUUACAGUAAAAUGGCCGAAAUUCACUGAGUAUAAUGCGUAGACAUUAAUUGGAGACUUGCCUGAAAUAAUAGUACAAGAAACAUCUGUUGAGCAUCUGCUAGAAUUUAAUCGGAGACGUUUGCAAGUUGUGAAAAUUCAAACAUAAUGUGUUACUAAAUAUAUGGCCAAUGCUGUUUACAGAUAUGCGGCUCUUAAUUAAAUAACCGAACCGUUAGUGGUGCAUUCGCAUGCAACGGUUGACAUUCUUAAAAAUACCACCAUGUAACAUAAUAAAACUCAAAAUGCGUGAAAUGCGCUCAACGCAGCCACAAACAACGAAUAAUUUCAGAUUCAGAUUCUAAUCAUAUACUUCUCAUCAUUCAUAACUACAAGAGCUUUAGUCCAAUCAACAUGCUAAAUUUAAAUUUGAGUGGUUAUUUGAUUCUGCUUUGCACAAUAAAUCGUUAUUUUCACAGUGCAUACGCGGAAUCCCGUAAGGACCUUCAACCGCAUAAUGCUGAGCCUGCAACGACGCCCAGCCCAGAAUGGUUGGAAUAUCAACGUGAACGCUUCAGUAAUGCCAAAGACGUGGAGGCAUUGAGAAAAAUGCUUGAUCCAGCUUCGAAAUUGUUAGAAACUAAAGGCCAGCCUGACGGACCAACAGGAAUACCAAGUAUUAAAAGCACAGAAAAGCAAUUAGCAGCAAAGCUAAAAGAAGAAAGAGCUGAAGCCACGGUUGAACAAGUACCAAAUGAAACUAAGCAUAGCGAGGAAAUGCUCGUUGAGGAAAAUGCAGAUGAAAGCGAUGAAAGAAGUUCUAAUGUAGAAAAUACCAACAUGUUGUCCCACGUCAUAAAAGGUGUACAAUAUCCAACGCUUCGAGGAUUUAUAAACUUUCUAAAAACUGUGCGGAGCAGAUGGGUCAAACAAUCAAAAUUAACAUUCGAACAGAAACUUAAUAAAUUGAAGCGUUUGAAAAAUAAAAUGAUGCAUUUGAUAGAGGAUCAAUUCAGUAUGAUUUGGACACCCAAGGUUCACAUGCGCCGCAGACGCGGUAUAUUAGGAGAAUCAAAUCUUAACUUCCCUCCAGAGACGGCUUUAAUUAGCAUAAACUUUUUGACUUUUGCUGUUUUCCUAAUUAAACUGGUUAUGCAAGUGGUGCAUAUCAUUAAAAGUAAACACUAUACACUCAGCGGUUUUGGUUUUACGUCCGCCGAUACCAUGACUAAAUCUACAUGAGAACAGCACUACAAGUAUAUUUCAAAUAAUAUGGAUUUUAAGAUGAGAAAAAAACAUAUUUUACUAUUUUUUAGCAUAAACUUUAAGUUUACAAUAUUUUGACAUAAUUGCUUGAUUUUUUUAAGUGCAUUUAAAUUUACAUUAAAAAGAUAAUAUAUUAAAGCUAAUUAAGUUAUGCAUUUUAAAUUCAAUGAGGUAUAUUUUUAAUUUCUGUGC
This is a messenger RNA of Bactrocera dorsalis (oriental fruit fly), 1512 nucleotides long. RefSeq lists its product as uncharacterized. Bases 469 to 1296 code for a protein of 275 amino acids. NCBI's taxonomy places the organism in Eukaryota, Metazoa, Arthropoda, Insecta, Diptera, Tephritidae. The transcript has 3 exons. The record is from RefSeq and is a predicted model, not a curated record.